CCCACGCCCUGCGCUAGUUGGUUCCCCCGUCGUUUCGUGCCUGGCCUGGUUCUUUCGACGACCACACCUCGUGUAGCCGCCGUCGGAGGGCUCGCUCGUCAUUCAGCCAUACCUCUCUCUCCCUCCCCAGCGAGGCCUUCUGGGGAGGGAGCCAAAAACGGCUCCCCUCGCGACCGUCUUCUUCGCUAUGCUUCUUAAAAGCCUUCGCCCCCCAUGACUCUCUCCCUCCCCUCCUCCACUUCCGAGCAACUGCCAUCCACCUCGCCCACAUUCAUCUCUCCUCUGCCGGCUUCAAACGGGUAAGAGAAGAUCCGCUUCUGCCACCUACUCUCUAUUUCUAUCCAGGCAUCCUUUCCUCUCAGCUCCUUUGUCUGCCAUGCGGCACUCCCCUCAACCGGUCGGGUCCGACGACGACAGCGGCAGCACCACCGAUGUACCGGACAUCUUCUCCGCCGACGAUGCUACCGAUGAAUCCUCGGACAGUGCGUCUGAGCCAGACAGUGAUAACGACCCGGAAGAUCUUUCUGACGACGAUUCGAUCCUGGAUGAUGAGGAGGAACGGGAACUCCCUGCGGCGUACUUCUUACAGGAGGCUGAAUGUCUCGACGUCUCCCAACUACGGCAGAAACGCUACAGCCCAAGGACCCAGGCUAAGUUGGACGAGACACGGGAUUACUGGGACCGGUUCUGCCGCGAGGGCAACUACGACCCUGCCGAACGUUUCCGUUGGCUUUCCGACUCCGAGGAGACAGUCCGUUUCUUCAAAGCUUUCUUCUCGUGGCGAUGCAGUCGGCGACGAAACAAAAAAGGGGGCCGGACACCAGGAAUACGAUACAAAAGCUCACUGGAGACAUUCUGGAAGUGGUGGCAUCUGGUUUACAAGGCAGAGGUAGGCCACGGCUUAAGCAAAGACCUCAUUGUCAAGAUUCUGGAUGUACUGGCGAUCGUUGCUCGAGAGAAGGACCUCCGUUCUGGACGCCGACCGAAAGCGACGAUGUACAUCGAAGAUGUGGCGGAGUUCGCUCGCGUGCUAUUGUCGACGAUGGAGAUGACUUUCCAGUUCGGGUGGCUUCGGAUCCAACUCCUCCUCUUCUGCCAGCUGGCGGCCAUCACCGGUAGCCGCCCUGGGGCUCUGCUGAACUUACGCUAUCGGGAUCUUGAGCUGACUCUCAUCCGUCACCCGGACGGAGGGCGCCCACGAUUAUUUAUUUACUUGACCCCAAGGUUUACCAAGACGUUUCUGGGCGAGAAGGAAGAGAAUACCUUCCCUAUUCCCGAAAUCGUCUUUGACCCGACAUUGGUCCUCAGUCCUCAUGUGUUCCUUCUCGGGAUGCUGUUCCGUAUCCAGGCGUUCAAGAAUAUCUCCAAAGACGGCCUAGUGUUAAACUGUCCCGAAAAUCUGUAUAACCUUGGUGUUUUGGAUGGACUUGGAGAACAGCCGCUGAGAUUGAAAGAUGAAAUUCUCGAUCACUUUGUGUUCUGUCAGGGAAUGCGCGAAUCCGACGGACUUCGAAUUGCUUUGGAGGAGCGACUAACGGAAGGAGCGCUGCGAUAUCGAAUGAAACGGGGAGGCGAAAUCACUGGGUUUGAACAGGUCACAAAGCCGUAUGGUCUCCGUUAUGGGGCGGCGAAAGCAUUUAAUGACAGCUCGGAUGUGACGAACGAGCUCCAGAACGUGAUGUUACAGCAUGCGAACAUCGACACCUUCGUUAAACAUUAUAGCGUGGGCAUCCAUGUUGACGCCCAGGCCAUUGUCCGGGGACUGCCGGCUCAGAAACAGCUGAUGCGGUUCGCAGCAUCCAUGAGCCGGUCGAUUGAUCCCCGCCGACCGUACAAGCUCGAGGACACUAGUUGUGUCAACAACAUUCCGCGCGUGCGAACACUGCAGACGCGGGUCUGUGAAAGAAAACAAUUCCGGGACGAGAUGAAGCGGGCUUUUGAGAUGGCGGAACGGGACUUUGAGCGACGCUUCGGCGAUUACCAGAAUCAGAAGAAAGUGAAGAAGGAGCUACCAGCUCCCGCUCGACAGGCGCUUGACCGUGUGGCGAAGUCCGAGGAAGAGUACAGAGGCGCGGCCCGGAGGCAUCUCCGGGCGCAGCGUGUGUCUCGGAAUGAGUGGCAACGGCAACGUAACCGCUUAGUGCGUGAGAAUCUGGAAAGAUAUAAGAACGAGCAGCCAGUGAUUGACUGCGAGAGGCAACUUGCCGGGAAGUUCUUGGAUGACGAGGUGAAGGGUGCUCUGGAGCGAACAGGGUAUAUGACCCCGCAGCAUAUGAUCCUGCUCGAUAAUAUCUUGAGCAUGCCGGGCGUCACUGUCGAAAAGGAAUACCAGCGCCGGAUUGCCGCAAUCAAUGCGGUCAUUGCUUUCUGUGACGUGGAGGAGGGAUCACCCACGAGACGACCAAACCCUGCACAGAAGCGUCCUGCCAUGGAUUCUUUAUCGUCUGCUCCUUCCGCAAAAAGGCAAAGAUGCCCUUCGUCUGAUGGGCCACAGACCACCAUUUCUCAAGCGAUUGCGUCUGUCUGCAUUGAAAAGAAAGAGGAACGGCCGACGAUUUGCUUUCUCUGUCUGGGAAAUCCUCAUAUGCCGGAACAUGAGCGGUCUAAAGACUAUUGUACACCUGGGUCACUCACCCGUCACUUUGUUGACAUUCAUGUCAUACCAUAUCCGAAAGACAUGCGGAUUAAAUGCAGCAUCUGCGAGGAGCACUUGGAGAGUAAAUCGGCAUUGAUGAACCAUGCUGAGAGAAAGCAUGGAACUGUCUCACGCCGCCCAUUGUCCGCCCUCGGCCCAAUUUAGAUUUCCAAUACACCUGCGACCUAAAGCAUUUGUGGACCAGGAUCCCCUCUUUGCCUUUGUUGACACUGCAUAUUAAGGGCUGGUACCCCAACAAUUUCCUUUAUCGACGCGUUUAUUUUGUGUAACUUAUUUCUUAAAUCCUCUGUGGGCUUGAUACCACUGUAACAUUGCAUGGUACAUAUACAUACUAGAUUGAAGAAAGAUAUUCGAAGGAAUCAGGAUCUAAAGAGAGACGUCCACGUGCGAUAUCUCGACGGUCAUGCCAGUUGAUGGUCAAUCCUUUUGGCAGACUCUGGUUCAAUCGGUAUUAUGUUGAAGGCCCUCAUUGAAUAAAAAGAAGUGCUCGAUAUCAACUGUAUAAGCAGAGGGGUCCUUCCCGAUACCGCGAUUCCCUGGCAUCUCGGGACCUGGUCCCUGAUACGGUAGCGGAGUUCUCGCGAGCCGCUGCCGCGCUCCCAGGGUACCGCGAGGGACAUAUCAGUACAGGAUGAUCCUUUUGGGUUUCUAUAUACACACACGCACAGUUACAUGUCGCAAACGGUGAUCUAAGCGCUGAAUGGUCAUGAAGCAGUGCAUGUUGACUUACCUCCCCGGUUGUACACGGAGCAUAGAACCUCAGCAACCAUUACCGCCACCACCAGCACCAGCGAAACCUCCAAGUGUCCCAACUUUCUUCGCGUAGUUCCAGUCCUGAUAGGAAGAAACAGGCGGCAUCAUUCGUUCUAGCUCUGAGACGGAGUUAGCCACGUUCAACCCAGGCCCGACAGGGAACUGACCUUCUCGCUUGGCCUGUCUAGUUUCGGCCGUCUCAUACCAUAACUUCAGCAUCCACACUGCGACCAGCGCAUCUCGCAUCUCCUCCGUCAUUGGAGCUGCAAUAACCAUUUUAUCCUCAUCGUCCUUCCCUUCCUCCACCGCGACCUGAGACCCAUCCUCCUGGAUCCAGUUAUACCGACUACCCAUCAAUUUCGCCGGUCGCGCAGUGAAUAGUGUCGAGGCUUUCCCAGCCUCGUCAAAGAGUGGACGAUCCGAUGCAGUCUGCUUCGAACUAAGCAAUGCUUCGAACUCCAUCUUUCGCAAGCGUGAUUUGCUUGUUCCGAGGUGGAUAUUCCCUAGCGUCUCCUUGUCGACGGCCGUGAUGUAGUACGCCGGGAUAUCGGUCCGGUACUGCGCGUCCGAGGGAUGUGACAUGUAGAACAGAUGCCGAUACUGAGAUUCAAUUGGCCCCACGCAUAGCAUAGUCAACGUGAAUAGAUGACUAACUUUGUUAUGCAUGUUUACAAACUAUAUAUCUGAGGGGUAGAAGUACUCUCCACGUGCAAUGGCCUUCAAGGCAUCCUCCUUGUCCUCAUCCGACGUAAAAUACCGCACGAUCCUCCGAACCUUCCAACCAAACCUCUCCAUCGCCCUCUCAACAUCCUUACUAAUGUCAUUAUGGUAUACCUCCACGACAAUAUCCCUGGGAACCGACUCGCCCAGUCUAAACCGCGCAUCAACAAGCGCCAAUUUCUCAUCAACAGCAGCCGCACCACCUGGAAGAGAAUCAAGCUGUCUCACCAACCCCGCCGAACUCUGCCACGUCGUCGUGAUCCUUCGCGGGCUAACCCCGUGGCUCGCAAGGAAGCUCAUCAUCUUCGGUUGGAUAUUAUCACGUGUGACUACCUCCCCACUGCUGUCGCCGCCGCCGUCAUCCUUGAACAUUUCCCCGACCGGAAAAGCAGGGAAAAAGAUCCGGAUAGACUGUAUGAGUACCGCAUUGUCGCGGCCGAUGCGCCGGAGGAAGUCCAGCGUCGCAAGAUAGCCGCCCGUGAAGUCGACCCAGUUGCACCCGUAGAGGAUUGAUCGCGCCUCAUCGUGGAUGAUCUUGUUCGUGUAUAGGAUGUUGGGUGCCACGCCUUGCUUGCUGAACAAGUAAUUUAGAGGCUUGGGGCUGACUAGGAGGCGUGUGUAGAUCUGGUUGCGGAUCUCGCCGGGGAGAGAGAGGAAGGGUGUCGCCAUGACGCGGGUCACAGACUACGCGCCGAAUGCCUAAUGCUUUUAGUAGCAGCAGUGUAGGUAUAGCUUGGCCUGAGAGUUUGGUAGAUUGUUUAAUGCGAGCAUGUUAGCUCAGGCUGGCUGCCCCGCGUACCCCGCGCGCCCAGAGAUCUUCAAUCCUUGCACCCUCAUCUGGAUUAGCUCGCAUAGGAGCUGGGAAUUAUGACGCGUAGCCUCUUAACAAGCUCUUUUAUAGCUUAGAGCGCAACAGUGGUGACCUUCUAAUGACUACUCCGAGUUCAACCUCGACACCUUGGCCUCAGAAACAAACGCAAUAUUAACACACAGUGGAACAAACCUAGCUAAAUCAUGCAGAUAAUUUUUGCGAUCGGGCUUGUUGCCAUCAAUCUGGCGGGCCACGGAGCCUCGCGCAUAUGAAUAGAUAUGGGCAUCGGCAAUAAUCCAACUGCUAUGAGGCUGUACUCCAC
Messenger RNA from Aspergillus calidoustus, 5262 nucleotides. Lineage: Eukaryota; Fungi; Ascomycota; Eurotiomycetes; Eurotiales; Aspergillaceae. The record is from the annotation of a GenBank genome assembly.